AUGGCCACUUCCGCUCCUCAACUUCAAAACAAAUAUGAAGAUUUGUCAGGCGUCAAAACAGACGCAGAUGGCAAUCCGUACAAUGCUCUCAUCAAUGCUUGCGAGGACAAUCCGAUCAAGAUCCAGGCUCUCUACACGACGCACCGCACCACGAGAAAUGCACAGCAGCGAGAGAAAUUCCUAUCCCCAGAUUUCAAGGGACUGAUCAUCGACCCGGUGUUACUGCGCUUGGAGAAGCCUGACAUCGAGCCCGGCUUCAAGGAUGAGCGACACUGCCUUGUGUUUUGGGCCCGACCCCCAGAGCACAUCCUCAAGUUAGCUGCCCAUCUCCAGUCACUGCUGCUCAAAGCAGCUCCCAGUAAGUGCCUUUGGCUUGCUACCAACUUGAUUGAGCCAAGCGCUGAUGUGGUGAGCCGCCUACCCCCAGAUCUGUGGCUGAUGCCACUACACCGCAUGCACAUGACGACCCUAGAGAUUGCCCACUCGAAGACGGCCGAUGAGAUUGCGGGCCUUGUAUCGAAACUCUCGGAUAUCAUUCCCACUCUCACAAGUCUGCCUUCUAUCCGUCGCGCCCGUGUAGUCAAGCCAAUGAUCUCAUAUGACCUGUCCGCCGUAGCAGUGUCUUUUGUGCCGGCUGCCGGGGAAAAGGUCUUGUCCCCUCCCCCCGCGCAGCCGGCCCCAAAGACCGUCCAACACGCUGGUCUCCUAGUAGGCAGCGUCGAAGAGAGCGACCGCUACACGUACCAUCACCUCCGACGGGAUGCCUUCGAUAUCGCGGCCGGGACAGGCACGCCCAUUGGCUCUCGAUACGUGGUUCCCAGUGCGCACAUCACGCUGGCGCGCUAUCUGACCGACAAGGAUCACAAGACGCCGGAGCAGCGGCAGCGUUGGGUGCAGGCGAUUGAAGACAUAAACAGGUGGCUUGAGCAAGAGGUGUGGGAUGUGGAGGACGGAGAGUUCAUCGGCGAGUGGAUUGUGGGCCAGGAAAGAGGCCUCGACUGCCGCUGUGGCGCGCUCUGGUACGGCGGCGGGCGGACCAUCAUGGUGGGCGAAGGAUUCUGA
Thermochaetoides thermophila DSM 1495 is the source of this 1062-nucleotide messenger RNA. RefSeq lists its product as uncharacterized. NCBI's taxonomy places the organism in Eukaryota, Fungi, Ascomycota, Sordariomycetes, Sordariales, Chaetomiaceae. The transcript is spliced from 2 exons. The record is from RefSeq and is a predicted model, not a curated record. Bases 1 to 1062 code for a protein of 353 amino acids.